Molecule: messenger RNA, 1365 nt
Organism: Stylonychia lemnae
Lineage: Eukaryota; Ciliophora; Spirotrichea; Sporadotrichida; Oxytrichidae
Source: the annotation of a GenBank genome assembly
AUGAUAUCGAAUAUUGCGACUUAGGGUGCAAAGAAUUAAUUAAGACUAUAGCGGAGAAAGACCAUCUUUGAUAAGAAAAUCGAAGUAGAGUUAGAAGAGCAUAAAAAGCAGGUCAACAAAAGCAAGAAGAAGAAAGGCAACAAGAAUGCCCAUAAACUUUAGGAAAUAAAUCCCUUUGAGAAGAAACCCUCCCCUAUGUUGUCCAAAAAAUUCGAUGAAUCAAGCAUUCAUCUUGAUGAAAUAAUUUAGAGUCCACUUCUUAACACUAAACGUUUGGGUAUGAAUCUCUAGAACACAGACUUGAGAAAAUAUAUAGGGGAACAGGUGAAUCAAACAAUGCUCGUGCUAGAUAUUAAACGACUUUAAGAAGUCAACUAAAAAUACCAUGAGCAGAGAUAAGUUGAAAGAUUCGAUUCUGACUUCGUCCAAUUAAUGAAUGAGCUAAAAUAAAUAAGAAUCCAAGUUAAGAAACUUGAAAAUACUCAGGUUUAAAACGAUCAAAACAACUCUACUCUCUCCAUGACCUAAACAUUUACCUCAACUAAGGUAAUGUCUGAAAAUCAUCCUUUAACAGCAAAAAGUGAAUAAGCUAGAGGGAGAACUACACUAUGCUAGUAGUAUUUAAUUGUUUCGAAUAGGAAAGAUCUAAUGAACUAUUAGAAAAAGAUAACUUUGCUUAAAAAGCCAUUCAACAGUCUCUAGCAGCCUAAACUACCUAUGUCCCCAAUGAAAAAUAAAACUAUUUCAGCACACUAGAUGCAUGCAGAACUUUCAAGAAUUUCAAAGAAUGAGGAAGUCACUAAAUUAGAAUAAUCAGAUAUAGCAGAUAGAUCUUAAAAUAUAAGUGAUAGGACCAAUGUUGCGGCUCAUGAAUUGUGGUACUCCGAUGCUAAUCUUUCAGAUAAGCGCUAAACUCUCGGACUGCUAUAAAAUUUGAAGAAUAUCGGUAAAAAGCUCAUUACUUUUACGGGCUCGACCUAAGUAUCAAUAAGAACUCCAGUUUUAGGGUCUAAGAAGAAACAUUUUGUAAACUGCACUAUCAAACCUGAAUUUACGCACAUCGAAUCUAUAUUAAAAGUGGAGUAGAUGAAUUUGCACUAUGUUCAAACUAAACUUCCUCCUAUGCAAAGAUAAAAAGUAACUUCUGAACUGCAGAAAAGCAUGCUUAUGAAAUGCAUUACACGAGACAAGUACUAAGAGCUACUACUCACAGAUGAAGACAAUUAUCUUACAGAAAAUUAUGAUAUGAAAGAAGUCAUUGAGUAAGAAAUGGACAUGUCUGUGACUUUAAGGUUUCCCAAGUAGUUUAUUUGGAGUGACAGAGUCCUUCUACUUGCAGCUACUAUGAUUGCUUGUAGUAUUUGA